Molecule: messenger RNA, 2958 nt
Organism: Kuraishia capsulata CBS 1993
Lineage: Eukaryota; Fungi; Ascomycota; Pichiomycetes; Pichiales; Pichiaceae
Exons: 2
Coding region: 1-2958 (985 amino acids)
Biological process (GO): retrograde transport, endosome to Golgi; intracellular protein transport
Cellular component (GO): Golgi membrane; cytosol; Ric1-Rgp1 guanyl-nucleotide exchange factor complex
Molecular function (GO): protein binding
Source: RefSeq, a predicted model, not a curated record
AUGCUUUGGCCAAUAUCCGUGUCGCAGGUCAUAAAGCUGCCGGAACUGCCGAGUCCAAAGCCCGGCUCCCAGCAGGCUUCCUAUAAACCGCAUCCACAUCUGGAUCCGAUAAGACAGGUUUGCCAAAACAAGCGCAACAACCCGUUUGUUGCAAUCACAUACAGGUCGAUAUUUCUGUUCAAUUACAAAACAAAUGCUGCUAUUGGAGCCCAUGUGAGGUCUGAAGAGUCUCUUGAAGCUCUUGGCGAGAACGUUCAUGUCGAAAGGUCCCAAGAUGGAUCGAAAUUCGUCGUUGAGACGGGGAAAAACUUUCUGCUUAUAUACACCAUUUCCACAAAUCCAGAAAAUUCCAAUGGGACCAGUUUGGAGGAGACACUCACGGUGUUUGGUGAGUCCCAGAACAAGAUGCUUCAGAACGGAUAUAUAUUGGACCUGGAUGAUACCAAGAACGUCCAGUCGUAUUUCAGCUCGAUAUUCGGAAACAACGUGCCGAUGUUUCCAAACCACGAUCACACUUUGCGAAUACGGCUGGUACUAAAAAUUCAGUCGAAGUUGUUGGACUACUUCCUUCUGGAUAAGCAGAGACUGAUCAUCUUCACUAAAGAACCGCAUGCCAUCCAGAUUGUGAACUUGGGCGAGACCAAGGAGGACGGGAAGCAUAUAGAAGUGCACCAGUUUGACGAUUUGGAGUGGUACUCCGAUAAAGAGGCCUUGGUGAAGAAGUGUGUGUUCAAUCCGGCGCUGGGGCUGUUCCUGAUCAUCAACGAUAAGAAUGAAUGCUGGCUUUGUUUGCUCAAAGAAGGUCCCCAAUUUGAAAUACAAGGACAGAAGAUUGUCUUGAACACAGAUUCGGAGAUUAUAGACGCAGUCAUCAACGAGUAUUACAGUCUGUUGACCGUGGCUACAAGAGACGGUCAACUGUUCAUCUACAAACUUGCCCAUGGCGGCAUCCAAUUGGUCCGCAGGGUCAAGAAACACAUUCAUUCUGAUGAUCUGAUUUCGAUAAACCCCGUUGGCUCGGAAAAACAGUGCGUUCUGGCACUGUUCGAAAAAGGUUGGAACCUCUACUCCAGACUGGGCAAUCUGAACUUCUCCACCUUUGAUUACGACAAUCUCUCCUCUGUUCCUGACAUCAACUGGUGUUCCUCGCUGGUUGAUGGACAAUACUCUCACAAUCAAGAGCUGAUCUUUGCAAGCAAGCAUCGGUUGUUUGUCGUUGAGCUAGCUGCGCUUAACCACUCCCGAAAUUACAACUCCAUUAAUUUCAGAAGACCGUUGAUAGUGAGGAAAGACACUGUUUCUGUGUUCAAGGGAUACGACAAGGCGCUUAUAGAUUAUCACUCCAACUUCGAAGACAUGGAUUUCUCAAAAGAUACGAACCUGUGGAUCAACUUGGAGUUGCCGGAAAGGUUCAAGCUGACAAACCUGGAUAUAGUGGCUUCUUCCGUGAACGACGAUGGGAACUGUCUGUGCAUAGUGGGCGAUUCCAACACGAUCGUCCACAAUCUCACCAAGAACAGGUGGAAAGAGCUGAUUGGGCUCAACUACAAUCCGGUCACAGAGUCUGGCAAAAAUCUGGUGGUCAAUUGCCUCUGGUGGCAGGGCUUUCUGUUCCUGGCAGUAGCCAACUACAGGCAGGACCAGCUGGUUUCCGAGAUUGUUGUAUAUUCUCCAAACAUAUUCAACAAUGACGAAUAUUGCGAUGACCACAUUGUGUGGAGGUUCAACCUCAAUGAGACCAAGGUUGGCGAGCAAUUCUUGCUGUUUGACAUUGACACUUUCACGGACGAGUUGAUUGUUCUGACGACGCAGUUGAACUGCUACUGCUGGAAAAUUUCGCACGAGGCCAACAAAAUUACGAUCAAGAGAACUAGGGCAUAUCAAUUGAAGGACAGUUUUGUCAAUCUGGCCAACAUGUUUCACAUCAAGUGUAUAUCGCGAGUGGGAGAAGACGACCUGCUGAUGCUCGUCAAGGGUUCGCUUUAUUACAUCAAAAAGGCAGCUGGUCGCUCCAAGACGAUUUAUCAGCGUUUCACUCUUCUGGAGAACGUUGAGUAUUACCAACGCCCUUCAGCAGACAUACUGCUUGCUUUCAAUGGCCACAAGACUCUCUACUACGAUAUUGCUCAUGGCAGAGAUCUCAACGACUUGGAGCCCGUCUCCAUCCAAUGGCAAUCAAUGGGCGGAAACGAGCGUGACGAUGAAGUCGAAGCCAAUGCUACCAUGCCUUAUCCCAUAGUUGCAAUUCCCGAGAAAAGACUCAUUCUUGGGCUCGAGGUGGACAUUUCCCGAAUUGGCGUAGUGGAUGUACAGGACACAGUUGACGAAAGCAUGCAGGUAAUAAAGCUGUCCACAGUCAAGAAGAACUAUCUGGUGAAUUUGGUUGACUAUUACGUGAUGCUGGCCGUUCAAUUAGGAGACGCAGACAAAGGCUCGUUGGAAGAGGUUUACAAGAACUUUCACAGAUACAAGCACUUCAACUUCUGUUUGGAACUACUGCUGUUGAACCAUAUUGUGGACGGGAAACAAUCAGACGACAACGAGGAUAUCACGGAUUUGGUGAUAAAGGACCGUUAUUUCCAAAAGUUGAACGAGUUGAUUGCUCUGACCAAGUUCAAACACUCCAUCUACCUCAACUUCUUAAAGAAAGUGGAAAAUCAGAAUUGGAUCAGAUUUUUCGACAAGGUCGGGGAAACUCCAAGAGACAUGCUCCAGGAGAUUCUGGACGACAAGAACUACAAAUUAGCAGCUCAUUUUCUGAUCGUGGUGAUGAACUUUGAAAAGGAAGACGACUCGGUGAUCAGUCUGCAAGAUCAAGAGAUCCUCUUGGAGAUCCUGAAUAAGCUUGUCAUCUAUAAGGACUACGGGACUUCCUUUGAGCUCCUGAGGUUUAUCAAGAUUGUUGAUGAUAAACUAUGUGAUUCCAUAACUAAAAAGUUGCUGGUCAAGGAUAAAUAA